AUGUCAAGGAAUAUGACUGGUGAGAAGGCUGUGGUGCGGAAUAGCGACAUGGAUGAGUCAAUGCAAAGCUUAGCAGUUGAGCUAGCUGGCGGGGCUUUGGAAAGAUUCACCGUCGAAAAGGACAUCGCCUCGCACAUCAAAAAAGAGUUCGACAAACGCUAUGGGCCUACCUGGCACUGCGUUGUGGGGCGUAACUUUGGAAGCUACGUGACGCAUGAGGUUCACAACUUCGUGUACUUCUACAUAGGAACGUUGGCUUUUCUUCUUUUCAAAGCUGGCUAG
Mesocestoides corti is the source of this 282-nucleotide messenger RNA. The record is from the annotation of a GenBank genome assembly. NCBI's taxonomy places the organism in Eukaryota, Metazoa, Platyhelminthes, Cestoda, Cyclophyllidea, Mesocestoididae.